AUGUGGUCUUCCAAAGAAGUGCUCUUCAUUUCGAUCGCCACAGGGUUCGUCUUCUGUUUCGCGACAAUAUAUGCGCAGAAUGCAAUGUCAAGAUACGUGAAUCACUGCGUCGCCGAGAAAACGGCAGCAAACCCUUUGAUCGGCAUGGGGCUGGUGUCGAAGCCAUCGCAACAGCAGCGCGUACAGCAAAACGUACUAGUCAGCGAUCAUGCAAGCGUCGCUGACAUCCACAGCCCGCCCCCAGGUUCGGGGGCCCGGUGGACCCCCUUGUCUACGUGA
Messenger RNA from Ectocarpus siliculosus, 279 nucleotides. The record is from the annotation of a GenBank genome assembly. NCBI's taxonomy places the organism in Eukaryota, Phaeophyceae, Ectocarpales, Ectocarpaceae.